AUGGCGGCAGCGCGGUGCCUGCGGAGCGCCCGGCGCCUCCUGCCCGCGGGCGCACGGCACGAGUGCUUGGAGCUGGCCCGGCUGGCGGGGCCCGUGUUCUUUGCCCAGCUGCUGGGGUUCCUGAUCAGCGUGGUCAGCUCCAUCUUCUGUGGCCACCUGGGGAAAGCUGAGCUGGAUGCUGUGACCCUGGCUGUGUCUGUUAUCAACGUGACAGGAAUCUCCAUCGGUGCUGGCUUAGCCUCAGCAUGUGACACGCUGAUGACCCAGACCUACGGCAGCAAGAACCUGAAGCAGGUGGGCACCAUCCUGCAGCGAGGCAUCCUCAUCCUGCUGCUCUUCUGCUUCCCUUGCUGGGCCCUCUUCAUCAACACCGAGAGCAUCCUCCUGCUCAUCCGACAGGACCCCGAGGUCUCCAGGUUAACUCAGCUCUACGUGAUGAUCUUUAUUCCAGCUCUUCCUGCGGCGUUUCUGUACCAGCUGCUGACAAGAUAUUUACUGAGUCAGGAGAUCAUAAUGCCUCAGGUGGUGACAGGGAUUGCAGCCAACAUCCUCAAUGCAGCCAUGAACGCCUUCCUCCUCUAUGCUCUGAAGCUGGGCAUGGUGGGCUCUGCCUGGGCUAACAUGGUUUCUCAGUACACCCAGGCCAUCCUCCUCGUCCUUUACAUGUGGUGGAGGAAGAUCCAUGUGAAGACCUGGGGAGGCUGGAGCAGGGAGUGCCUCGUGGAUUGGGGCUCCUUCAUCUGGCUGGCAGUGCCUGGCAUGGUCAUGAUGUGCAUUGAGUGGUGGACCUUUGAGAUUGGGAGCUUCUUGGCUGGGCUGAUCAGUGUGGUGGAGCUGGGUGCACAAUCUGUCAUCUACGAGCUCGCCUGUGUGGCCUACAUGGUGCCUCUGGGCAUCAGCGUGGCUGCGAGUGUCAGAGUGGGGAAUGCCCUGGGAGCAGGGAAUGUGGAGCAAGCCAAGACCUCCUGCAUCACUGCACUGCUGUGCACAGGAGUUUUCGCUGUGGUGGUUGCAGCAUUACUGGGGAGCCUAAGGAACGUGGUGGGAUACAUCUUCACCAACGACACGGAGAUUGUCACCUUGGUGUCCAGAGUGAUGCUCAUCUUUGGUCCAUUCCACUUGCUGGAUGCCACAGCAGCCACGUGUGGCGGGGUGCUGCGGGGCACGGGCCGGCAGAAGCUGGGCGCCAUGGCCAACGCCGUGGGAUAUUACACCCUGGGCUUCCCCAUCGGCAUCUCCCUGAUGUUUGCAGCCAGGAUGGGGGUCUUAGGUCUGUGGGUUGGGAUGAUCAUUUGCAUCUCCGUGCAAGCCCUUUCCUUCUUGGCUUUUGUCAUCCGCAUGGAUUGGAGGAAAGCUGCAGAGGAGGCUCAAGUCCGAGCUGGAAUGAAAGAACAAGUGGAAGAUGUGAACUCCAAUGGCACAGCUGCUGUCAAAACAUCUGCUGUGGGUUACACCUCCCUUGACACGGACACCGGGGACACCACGGUCCUACCUGAGAGCAUGGUGAUGGCUGAGAGGCAGCCUGGCCAUGAGCUCAGCCCUCAGGAGGAGCCUGCUGUGGUCCCUGCCCUUCCCCCUGUGCCAUGGAGAGCUGUGAUGCUCCGCCGAGGCCUGGCUGCUGCUGCUGCCAUCGCUGUCCUGCUGGUGGGAAUCCUGGUCCGGCUCCUGACUGGCAAUGGAUAA
Messenger RNA from Agelaius phoeniceus (red-winged blackbird), 1683 nucleotides. Its product is annotated as multidrug and toxin extrusion protein 2-like. Gene Ontology annotation, biological process: xenobiotic detoxification by transmembrane export across the plasma membrane. The record is from RefSeq and is a predicted model, not a curated record. Gene Ontology annotation, cellular component: membrane. NCBI's taxonomy places the organism in Eukaryota, Metazoa, Chordata, Aves, Passeriformes, Icteridae. Gene Ontology annotation, molecular function: xenobiotic transmembrane transporter activity; antiporter activity.